AUGACAGAAAAAUCAAAAAUUCUACAAGCUGUUCGAGCACAAGCCAUCUUAUUCGUUCUCAUCUUUCAUUUGAGACCAAAUUUUCUGCCCAAUGGAUAUCUUGGUGUUGAUAUGUUCUUUGUUCUUUCUGGAUACUUGAUCACAAAAAUCUUGUCGAUUUCGGCACUUGAUAAGCAAUCUGUGGAUGUGAGAUUGUUCUAUGAGAAACGCAUCAAACGGAUUAUACCCCUUUACAUG
This is a messenger RNA of Mesorhabditis belari, 237 nucleotides long. NCBI's taxonomy places the organism in Eukaryota, Metazoa, Nematoda, Chromadorea, Rhabditida, Rhabditidae. The record is from the annotation of a GenBank genome assembly.